GUCUGAAAGAGAAGAGGAUAGGCCAUAGGUGUUGACUUGAUUUGAUUCGUUGUUACAAUUUUCUUCGCUUUCUAUUUUCUAAUAACCAAAACACUUACACCACUUUCUCUGUUAAUGGUUUCUCAGCAGACAGAGAGAGAGAGAGAUGGUCAUGACAAUGGGUGGUUUAGGUGCAACAACACCAAUGUUUUGCUCUCUACUAAACUCUUCAUCCUCCACCACCACACAUCGCUCCUUCCUCUCCACUCUUCCGUUUAGAAAGUGCAGCAAGUUAAAUCUUUGGAGAUCAAGUGCGAAGAAUGUAGUGAGAAAAAUAAGUUGUGGCGUAGUAAAAAUGGAAGAUGGUUUAGAUGAUGAGACAUGUGAGUUAGUGAAUGGGAUAGAAUUCUCUAUUGGUGAUAAUGUUGAUGCCUACCUUUUCACAGCAGUAAAGAACAAUAACAAAACUGGGAUACUUCUCUUGUCUGAUGUUUAUGGAUUUGAAGAUUCAGCUACUAGAGAUUUUGCAUACCGUGUUGCUUGCAAUGGCUACAAUGUUCUAGUUCCAGACCUAUUUCGAGGAGAUCCAUGGGGAAAGCAUCGACCAAUGGCUAUGUUUGAAGAGUGGAUCAAAAAACAAGACCCUGAGAGGGUUGCAAAUGAUAUUGACAUAUCAACAAAAUGGAUGGUUAAUGAAUUUUUGGCUGCAGGAAUCUCAAAGAAGCUUGGCCUAAUAGGAUUCUGCUUUGGUGGUGGCAAAGUGAUCGAGGUGCUCGCCCAAGAUGAGGGCGCCUAUUUUGGUGUUGGGGUCUCGUUUUAUGGCACGAUGAUGAACCCAUCUUUGGCUUCAAAUGUGAAGGUUCCUGUGUUGUUCAUUUCAGGGGACAAGGAUCCUCUAUGUCCAGUUAGUUUGCUAGAAAAUGUUGAGAAGAGAAUUGGCAGAGGAUCAAAAAAGGUAUUAUUUAAGGGACGGGGUCAUGGCUUUGUACACAGGCCAGAAUCUCCUGAAGAAGAUGCGGAUGCAGAGCAAGCUUUCACCAUGGCUAGAAAUUGGUUAUAUGAUGGCUUGGUGGAAAACAACUCCUAAAUGAUGUAUCACUUGUGUAUAUUCGUUUAAUAGUAGUGAAAUUGUCUACAAGUUGGUCAUAAAACUUUACUAUUUUUUGGGGGGUAGGCAUGUUUUGAGUUCAAUUUUUGUUGUUGCUUUUGUAAAUUAGUGGUUACUUGUUGCUCAAA
This is a messenger RNA of Cannabis sativa, 1215 nucleotides long. RefSeq lists its product as uncharacterized. The transcript is spliced from 3 exons. Gene Ontology annotation, molecular function: hydrolase activity. The record is from RefSeq and is a predicted model, not a curated record. Bases 146 to 1066 code for a protein of 306 amino acids. Lineage: Eukaryota; Viridiplantae; Streptophyta; Magnoliopsida; Rosales; Cannabaceae.